This is a messenger RNA of Mercurialis annua (annual mercury), 900 nucleotides long. Its product is annotated as glycine-rich protein A3. The record is from RefSeq and is a predicted model, not a curated record. The transcript has 3 exons. NCBI's taxonomy places the organism in Eukaryota, Viridiplantae, Streptophyta, Magnoliopsida, Malpighiales, Euphorbiaceae. Bases 118 to 672 code for a protein of 184 amino acids.
AAGAGAAACGCGUGGAUUAGUCAAUUUUCAUAAAAUAAAAACCGAUCCACAAUCACUUCUUCUCGUAACUCAUAUUUACCGAUCAUAAAAAAAAAUUUUGCUUCAUAAUCAGAGAAAAUGGGUGGUGGUAAGGACAAGGAUGGUCACGAUGAGCAAGAUAAGGGCCUAUUCGGACACGGUUUUGGGCAAGGCCAUGGUUAUGGUGCCCCAGGUGGAUAUCCUCCUGGCCAGUACCCACCUCCUCCUGGGGCAUACCCAUCUCAUGGAUACCCCCCUCAGGGUUAUCCUCCUCAGGGUUACCCUCCCGCUGGUUAUCCUCCUGGUGGUUAUCCUCCCGCUGGUUAUCCUCCUGGUGGUUACCCACCCGCUGGUUAUCAUGGUGGCCCUUCUGCUCCACACCAAUCAGGGCAUGGAGGCAUGGGCGCAAUGUUAGCUGGAGGUGCUGCUGCUGCUGCAGCUGCAUAUGGCGCUCACAAUUUAUCUCAUGGAAGUCACAUGCCUCAUGGUGGCCACGUAUCUCAUGGCGCUCCGUUUGGGUAUGGUGGUGGACAUCAUGGAGGUAAGUUUAAGCAUCACGGUGGUAAGUAUAAGCACCAUGGUGGUAAGUUCAAGCAUGGAAAGCAUGGAAAACAUGGAAUGUUUGGAGGAGGUAAGUUUAAGAAAUGGAAGUAAAAAGCCUCACUUUGCGAUUGCAGACUCAAGUUUCUCGGAAUAAACUAUACAGCAAAUCUGUGUGUUGACUCGUUUUGUUUUCUCAUCUUCAUGUCGAGAUGUUAUUACUAUAGUAGCUUGGCUUGGUAUAAAGUGCUCUCAUGGAUAUGCAUAACAAUUAACCUUGAUCACAUUGUUGGCAGUCUAUAUUAAUAGACUUGUCACUAAAUCUACUGCUGAAUUUAACAA